Messenger RNA from Pyrus x bretschneideri (Chinese white pear), 2648 nucleotides. Its product is annotated as sodium/calcium exchanger NCL2-like. The record is from RefSeq and is a predicted model, not a curated record. The transcript has 7 exons. Bases 759 to 2543 code for a protein of 594 amino acids. Lineage: Eukaryota; Viridiplantae; Streptophyta; Magnoliopsida; Rosales; Rosaceae. Gene Ontology annotation, molecular function: calcium:proton antiporter activity; calcium ion binding. Gene Ontology annotation, biological process: intracellular calcium ion homeostasis; calcium ion transmembrane transport. Gene Ontology annotation, cellular component: membrane.
GGAACCUAGAAAACAAGCUUUUGCUUCACCAAAAUUCAACCCACCUCUACCACUUUGCAGCCCAUGUUUAGAUCUAUAACCAUAUUUUUUUUUAAUUAAAAGUUAGCAUUGAAAAACCCUAGUACUUUGAUUAAGUAACUCAGAUUCCGUAGACAGCUAAGAUAAUGAAAGAGACCUACGUACGAAUACUAAAGCUCUCUUAUGAAUCUUCACAUGAAUCUCCUGGGGCUAAUACUUGUUAUGCUUGUCAUCAAUAUAAUAUAUUUCGUUACUCCGAUGAUACAUAUUUUAAACUACUCUAAUUUACCGGAAAGAAAAACUUGAUAUUUGAGACAAACUAACCUAACUUGUAUACGCACAAUACAGUAGACUAGUCAAGGUAUUUGUUAAUGUGUGCAUUUAUAUUUAGAGAGUUUCAUUACUUAUAUCCAAAAUGUAUGCAAUAAUUAAUGUCAUUGUGGAGCAAGUAUAGAAGUAAAUUUGGUCAAACUGUUUAAAAAUCCAAAUAGGUAGUUGUUUCUGUAAACCUGCCACAUUCUAUACAUUACCAACUCUUGUUCUUACUUGUUCAAAAUUUAGAGGAAGGAAAAGAUGGAUUUUGCUUAUGUCAGAUAACUUGUUUGAUAUUUUCUUUUUUAUCCAUUUUUUUCUGAUGUCACAACUUGCAUGGUAUCGAUCUCCAUUUAAACCUAAUUAACCAAGCCCCAUGUUUCCUUCUCAUUGACAUAUUUUCAUUACAAAGCUAAGUGUCUCUCGAUAUGUCAAGACCAGCUCUGUUCAUCAUUUUUCUGGUCCUCCAACUGGUCCAUUUAGGAAGCGGCCGGAUUGUUAGAGACUCCGGUCUUGUAUCCAAUGGAACAAACGACGAAAUAAGCCAAUCUUCGAUCCUCGACUCACUGAAUCUUAAAGAAGAUUCUGUGACUUGUGAACCAAUUUUUGGCUUCUUGCCUUGUGCAACUUCAGUUUGGGGGCUUCUUUUUCUAGUAAUCGUCUACGAGGUCUUGCUCUCCCUCGCAGAUCAGUAUGUUUCAAGAGGAUCUGAAAUCUUCUUUGAAUUGUUUGGGACUGGUGUCUUUGGUGCUAGUGCUUUCCACCUGCUUGGUUUGAUUCCACAAGUUGGAAUGGUUCUUGUAAUUGGAGUUACAGCAACUACAGAAACUGUGGAGGAAAUGGCAGAAAUGAGCAUGAGCAUGCUUGCAGGAUCAUCAAUCAUGAUUCUUACCCUAAUUUGGGGUUCUGUUGUUGCUUUUGGUAGCUCCGACCUCUCGGAUUCUCAAACUUUAUCAAAUCCAGAAAAUAAGAAACCCUUCAGUUUGACUGGUUUACUUGAUGUUGCUUUCGGUAGCUCUGACCUCUCGGAUUCUCAAACUUCAUCAAAUCCAGAAAAUAAGAAACCUUUCAGUUUAACUGGUUCUGGUGUAAGAACGGAUGUCGAAACCCGAGAUACUGCAAGAAUCAUGAUGUUCUCGUUGAUCCCAUAUCUCAUUCUUCAGCUGGCAAAAAUCUUGACUUCAACUACAGCGGUUCGAGUUGUGAUCUUAAUUUCUCUACUGAUUGCAUCUGCAUUCCUUGCCACUUACUUCAUUUACCAGUUCUUUCAACCAUGGAUUCAGAGCAGAAGGCUUGAAUAUUUGCUGCGUAAGUACAUACCGAAAAACAUAUUGCCAAGUCUUAUGACAGUAGGCGGAAAACCUAAUGUAUCUAUUAUAAAAGGGCUGUUCCAUAAAAUAGACAAGAAUCAUAACAAAAACAUAUCAUCAGAUGAACUUAGAGCAUUGAUCCUAGGAAUACAAAUAGAAGAAAUAGGUCUGGAUGACGAUGAUUAUGCAGCAGAAGUGAUGAAGCAAUUUGAUCUCUCUGGUGACGCUCAAAUAGCUGAGAUGGAGUUUGUGAAUGGAAUCUCAAAAUGGAUUAAUCCAGCUAAGCCCCCUGCCAACGAUAAAGGUCAUGAACAUAGAUCGCUUUUCAGAAGAAAUAAUUCCAAGAAUGAGAAAUCUAUGGAAGAUCAGCUUACGCCGCUGAUCUCUAAGAAAAAUGUGACUAAGGGUGCUGAUACAUCGUGGAUGAAUCUCCUGAAGGCUGCUUUUCUAAUUAUUCUAGGAACUGGCAUAACGGUUUUUCUUUCAAUGCCCCUCAUGGUAAGUCUCCGAGAAUUUUCCACUGCUGCAAGCAUCCCUUCUUUCGCCGCCUCGUAUGUUGUGAUACCCUUGGCUACAAACUACAGGCUGGUGCUAAUGUCAGUAACGUCUGCCAAAGAGAAGACGGAGGAUGCCAUCUCUUUAACACUUUCCGAGAUUUACACAGCGGCGUUCAUGAACAACAUUGUGGGGUUGGUCAUAUUUUUGGCGCUCGUUUACAUACGAAAUUUAUCAUGGGACGUGGCUGCUGAAGUUUUAGUUGUUUUACUUAUUUCGACAGCGGUUGGUUUUUCUGCCAGCUUCAGCAGAAAAUUCCCAUUUUGGACAAGCGUUCUAGCAUACAUUUUGUACCCAAUAUCACUGCUGCUGGUUUAUGUUCUUACCACUGUUAUCGGAUGGUAUUAAGCCAGCAGUAUCGCGACUACCAAAUAUUAUUACAGCAAAAUACGCUUUUCAUUGUAGCCAUCUAAAUGUUACAGCAAAUAUAUCUAUAAAUUAGAGUAACUUAAA